CUGCUUCUUCGUGCCCUAAUUCGAUUGUCACAGAAUCGGAUCGGAUCGCCAUUGCUGUCGCUGAAUCACUCGAAGUUCAGAGAGAACGGGAUAGGCCAUGCAGAAGAGAGACCAGAACAAGUUGGCCGGAAAUGUUGGUGGCGGCACAUCUGCGCCUCCGGCUAAGCGAGGCCGUCCAUUCGGCAGCGUAAACAGCAACGCUGCCGCUGCAGCAGCAGCCGUCGCAGCCGCCGCCGAGACCUUGGCUCCAUCGGCACUCCUUGGCCCUUCUUUUCAUAUUCAUACUUCCUUCGCCGAUCAAAACAAUAAAAGGAUAGUGUUGGCUCUACAGAGUGGAUUGAAGAGUGAAUUGACGUGGGCACUUAACACUCUCACUCUGCUCUCCUUCAAAGAGAAGGAUGAUAUGCGGAGAGACUCUACUCCCCUGGCUAAAAUUCCCGGCUUGCUCGAUGCUCUUCUUCAAGUUAUAGAUGAUUGGCGUGAUAUAGCACUUCCGAGGGAUCUUGUAAAGAAGCAAAGGGUCAGAACAUUAGGUUCAAAUUCUUCUGUAACGGGGUUUGGAAAUGAAUUUGAGGCAUUGGGUUCAAAUGGUCUGAGACCUGGUUCUUCAGCUUCAGAAUCAACGGGUCAUGCUUCCAAACCAUCUCCUCGACAUUGGUGGCUUGAUGAAGAUGGACUAUUUAAUCUGGAUGAUGAAGGACGAGCAGAAAGACAGCAAUGUGCUGUUUCUGCUUCAAAUAUCCUCCGAAAUUUUUCCUUCAUGCCAGAGAAUGAAUCUAUUAUGGCUCAACAUCGACAUACUCUGGAAACAGUGUUUCAAUGUAUAGAAGAUCAUUGUACAGAGGAUGAAGAACUUGUCACGAAUGCACUGGAGACAAUUGUGAAUUUAGCCCCGCUGCUCGAUCUUCGUAUUUUUAGCUCAUCAAAACCAACUUACAUCAAAAUAACAGAAAAACGUGCAGUCCAAGCUAUCAUGGGAAUGCUGGGAUCUGCUGUCAAAGUUUGGCACUGUGCUGCUGCAGAAUUACUUGGACGAUUGAUAAUAAAUCCUGAUAAUGAGCCUUUCCUUCUACCCUUUGUCCCCCAGAUUCACAAGCGCUUAGUUGAUCUAAUGAGCAUCCCAGCAUUAGAUGCAUCAGCAGCAGCCGUUGGUGCACUGUAUAACCUCGUCGAAGUUAAUAUGGACUGCAGAAUAAAGCUGGCAAGCGAACGAUGGGCGAUUGAUCGACUUCUUAAAGUAAUCAAGAUGCCCCAUCCUGUUCCAGAAAUUUGCAGGAAAGCAGCAAUGAUAUUGGAGAGUCUUGUAUCUGAGCCACAGAACAGGGGGUUGCUCUUAGCAUAUGAGAAUGCAUUUGCGGAAAUACUCUUCUCCGAUGGAAGAUAUUCAGAUACAUUUGCUAGGAUAUUGUAUGAACUAACAUCCAGACCAAACAAUAAAGUUGCAGCUGCUCAAGGUGUAUGGGGGAUGUGAUCAGAAGGGCUCAUUCGUCUGCUCGAGAUUACUUACUUAGUACUUGCUACCAAUUCAAGCGAAGGGCUCACUACCAGAUCAUUGCUAACAUGUAAAUAUAUCAGCUCUAUUGGUUUAUCCGCGAUAAGAAGAAAGUCUACUAAUUUUCAAGCUAUCAAUCAUUGGAAUCAGUAUUUCUCAGUGGGUACUGCUCACUUGUAAUCUGUUGGAAGUUAGUUGUAUUUCCAAUACUAGAGUGCUCAGUGUGUAUGGUUGGUGUCAAUAUUGAUAUUCAUAGAUUAUAGCUGGAACAUAUGGUAUUUGUAGAAAUCGUAACUUUAGUACUGUUUUUAGGAGUAUAAACUUUGUAAGAUAGUUCACUUGUUUGGUCAUGUUUCUAAUGUUUUCUUUUUAAUAUGGUAAAGAAGAUACGUAUUACAUA
Benincasa hispida (wax gourd) is the source of this 1892-nucleotide messenger RNA. RefSeq names its product ARM repeat superfamily protein (gene LFR). Gene Ontology annotation, biological process: chromatin remodeling; positive regulation of DNA-templated transcription; regulation of transcription by RNA polymerase II. Gene Ontology annotation, cellular component: SWI/SNF complex; nucleoplasm; brahma complex. Gene Ontology annotation, molecular function: nucleosome binding. NCBI's taxonomy places the organism in Eukaryota, Viridiplantae, Streptophyta, Magnoliopsida, Cucurbitales, Cucurbitaceae. The record is from RefSeq and is a predicted model, not a curated record.